GGGGGGAAGGGGCUGGUCACGGGCUGGGCGCUCACUUGUCCGCCUCCGGCCGUUUCUCUCACUCAUGACGCCGCCUCGGCCGGACCCAGGCGUCCCGGCGCCUCAGGGGCACUGGACGAAAGACCAGCCACAGCCCGGGUGCCCCACGCAAUCCUCCCCGCACACGCGUGGACCUCCGGUCUCCCAUUGUCCGACGGGACGGAAGCCGCCGGCGCAUGCGCCAUGACAGGAGAGGGGGAAGGGGUGCGUCCCGCGUGGGGCACCCCCUCCGCCCCCGCCCUUUGUCCCACGGGGCCCCCGGGCUCGUUGCGGAGUCGGGGACUCAGGGAUGCAGCGGGGCCCUGGGCUGAGCCUGAGGUCCUGUCGUUCUCCCCUCCUCUUUACACACCGCCCCCUCCCUCGCCCACGGUCCCGCGUUCACCCACCCGCGCGGCAAGGACUCCAGCCCGGGGAGCAGCGGCGGCGGCGCCCAUGCCCAGCUCCGGGGAGCGUCUGCAAAGUGCCACCGGCGCGGGGGGCGGAGGCAAGCUCCCCCCACCCAGCCCACGCCACGCCGCCCUCCCCCCCGCGCGCGAGCAGAGCGUGAGCACGCCCCCGCACCGGGCGGAGCCAGCCAGGCGUGCCCAGAGGCUAAAGCCCUGCUUGGGACCUGGGAGGGAGGGCCGGAGCUGGGCCCGAGUGGGGCGCCACGAGGGACGCGGGGAGAAGAGGGACUUGCGCCACGGAACCAGUUGUGCACUUGCGUGACGGGCCCUAGCGGUCUCCGCUCCAAAGCUCGUCUCCCCCUCCCCCCUCUAGCAGCCGGAGCCGAAGCUCCGGGGCAGGCAGGGACCGUCGUCAAAUUCAUGAAGCUGUGACCUCAGGAAAGGGCUGGGCAGAAGAACGAGGAGAGCACUGGGCGGGGGUACGCCAGGGGCCGCGGGCAUAUUCUGACACUGCGAAAUGAAAAGAUUUCUCCCCACCUCCCCUUUUUCUCCAAAUGGGGUCUGGAGUUCUGGCGGAUGCUGCUUAACCUCGGAUUUUCAUGUAGUCCAUCUCAUUUUACAGAGUAGGAAACUGAGGCCGGGGGUGGGCACUUUAGCCAAGGUUAACCGGGUUAACACACUCGCCUCACAGGCGAGAUUCGAACCCAUCUCUCCGGAGGCAGCGCCUUUCACUGCCUCGCCCUGUCUCCAGACCUACGGACGGGUGGGAGGGUGUGAGAGCCAGGAGGGGUCCCCAGGCAGCAGCUCCCUAGCCCGCUCCCCCCUACACCCCCACCCCCGCCCUCCCGCAGAUCGGCCGCGCGCUCACACGCAGGCUCCCGAAGCCGUCACUCCUCCUGGGGGACCAGCCCCCCUCCCUGGGAGGAGCCCGUCCAUCUGUGUCCCCCCCCACCCCGUUCUUUCCCAGUGCUCCGCACCGAGAGCACUGAAUAAAUGCGUGUUCCUUCCUUCUUUUAUU
Molecule: messenger RNA, 1443 nt
Organism: Dromiciops gliroides (monito del monte)
Lineage: Eukaryota; Metazoa; Chordata; Mammalia; Microbiotheria; Microbiotheriidae
Product: nascent polypeptide-associated complex subunit alpha, muscle-specific form-like
Exons: 2
Coding region: 223-747 (174 amino acids)
Source: RefSeq, a predicted model, not a curated record